This is a messenger RNA of Lichtheimia ornata, 1329 nucleotides long. RefSeq names its product tRNA pseudouridine(38-40) synthase. Bases 1 to 1329 code for a protein of 442 amino acids. The record is from RefSeq and is a predicted model, not a curated record. Gene Ontology annotation, cellular component: nucleus; cytoplasm. NCBI's taxonomy places the organism in Eukaryota, Fungi, Mucoromycota, Mucoromycetes, Mucorales, Lichtheimiaceae. Gene Ontology annotation, biological process: mRNA pseudouridine synthesis; tRNA pseudouridine synthesis. The transcript has a single exon. Gene Ontology annotation, molecular function: pseudouridine synthase activity; RNA binding.
AUGAGCCGAUAUGAGAAUUGGACCCGUGAACAGCUUUUGGAACGCAUUGCAGCUCUUGAAUCGUCGUCGACCAAUGUGCCGAGUAAACGAUCGAUCAAUGGCAAACCUCGCAAGGAGCAACGACCUUUUGAUAUGAGCAAAUACAGUCAACGUCAUAUCGCACUCAAGGUGGCCUAUCUUGGAUGGAAUUAUAUGGGCUUUGCUGCACAGGGCAAUGAGGAAGCAGUACCCACGGUGGAAGGACGCUUAUUCCAAGCACUGCAAAGCUGUCGACUUAUUGUGGAUCCGGAUCAAUGUCAAUUUUCACGUUGUGGACGUACCGACAAGGGUGUCAGUGGUCUUGGUCAAGUCGUAUCACUACGUGUACGAAGCAAUUUGCCUCAAAAGAGUGAAGAGAUUCCAUACAUCGAGACGAUCAAUCGACUCUUGCCUGAUGAUAUCCGUGUAUUGGCCUGGGCUCCUGUAUCAGACACCUUCAAUUCACGCUUUGAUUGCCGUUCACGCACAUACAAGUACUUCUUUCCACGUGGCAAAUUGGAUCUUGAUUUGAUGCGACAAGGUGCUUCUUACUUUGUUGGUGAACAUGACUUCCGCAACUUUUGCAAGCUCGACCCAUCCAAAAACAUCACAAACUACAAACGCACCGUUCUCUCGCUUGAUAUUCGACCUGUUGCUCCUCCAGCUCUAGGGGCUUCCGAUAGUACAGGCUUUUUUGAAGUGGAGCUCAAAGGAACAGCCUUCUUGUGGCAUCAAGUGCGUUGUAUCAUGUCGAUCCUUUUCCUUGUGGGUCAAAAAUUGGAGCGUCCAGAGAUCAUCCAAGAUUUACUCGACGUAUCAAAGAUUGAAUCUCGUCCUGAUUAUCCUAUGGCUAGCGAGUUACCAUUGCUAUUGUAUGAUUGUGAGUUUGAUGGCUUGGAUUGGAAAUAUGCAGGCAAUGGUGCUGCCGUAUCCACAGCAACCCCUGUUCGCAUUUAUCAACAUUGGCAAGAUCUUUGGGCCGAUCACAUGACUCGUACGCUGCUAUGUCAAACUUUUAUGGCAUCCAUGUGGGGAUAUCCAGUGGAAAGUGGAUCAAAGACACUUGCAUCGCAUUUGGAGACACAUCAAGAUGACCCACCAUCGAUUGUUUUGGGAGGCGGUAAGGAAGUACGCUCUUCUCGCUAUAAGAAGCUCUUGGAUCGACCACGAUGCGAUUCUGACGAAGUCAAGAAGGAGAAGUACAGGGCAAAGAAGAAGCAAAAGACCAACGCAGACAAUAGCACACCUUCAUCAUCAUCCACUACUCCCACUCCUACUACCAACAAUGAUAACCCAAUAGACGAGAAAUAA